AUGACCGCGACUCAGCCCGACGGGCUUGGCCUGCUAUCACCAGGUCCAUCAACCAGAUUUGCUGCCAACGAUGUCGCAGGCCCCUCGUCAGCUUCAUCCGCGACGCGACCGUUGGCAACACGAGUCCGUUCCGUGCUGCUGCAAGGGCCCAGCGACGGCAAGGACAUCCGCAGAGCGCUCGACACCCUUGCAGAGAUGUAUCCGGCCGCCUCAAGCUCAAGCUCCGGCUCCUCCACCCAGACCGCACAACGAGACACCAAUCUCCGCAGGCCACCAGCCAAGCCACCAACCAGCUCCUCUUCUGACCCUCUCCACCUCGUCGACACCGCUCGGGCCCGUCGCGACCUCGAAGGCGACAUCCAAUCACGCAUGCUCAAUGCGACAGAUGACAUCAUUCGUGUUCUCCAGACCGUCGACGACGGCCUAGUUCGCCUUUCAUCCGACGUUGCUGCGAUGCACACUUCCUGCAACACCGUCCAAGACAAGCUACGCGCAGCAGAAGAAUCUAGUCGCUACCUCGUCGAACAUGCCGAGGGUCUCGAGCGACAGCGAGCAGCUGCACUGACGCAGGUCGAAGUGGCCAACCUCUUCCUCUCGCGCUUCACUCUUUCUGAGGCCGAGCGCGCCUCGAUCUACUCUCGCGAAGUGCGCGUGGCUCAGGAUCUAUUCGGGGCCAUGGACAAGCUGCAGCGCAUACGUAGCGAGUGUCAGGUUCUUCUUCAAGGGUCCGAGUCUGCGCCUGCGUCCGGGUCGACGGCCAGUGCGGGCGGAGGCACUCGCGCAGGGAUGGACAUCAUGAAAUCCACCGCCGAUGAUCUCGAUCAAGCCUACCAGAAGCUAUACAAGUGGUGCUCUUUCGAGUUCCGUCAACCUGUCAAGGAAGGUCUCGAAGUAUCACCCAGUCUCCGCGAGGCGACGAGUCGACUCAAACACGCACGUCAAGACCUGUUGCGGAGCGCACUCACCACGCUGGUCCAAACGCGCAGCUCCAUCCUCGCCAACGCCUUCAUGGCGGCGCUGACGAUGGGUGCGGGACCACCGACGUAUUUGCCGGGACCGAUCGAGCUGCACGCGCACGAUCCGACACGGUACGUAGGUGACAUGCUCGCCUGGAUCCACCAGACCGUGGCGUCGGAGCGCGAGUUCCUCACCGCCCUGUUUGACGAGAAGGAGGGUGAAGGCGGUCGACGCACCGGUCAACGACGUCGUGGGCUAGAGGGCUCAUUGGACCUCACAGGAUCUGAUCCGGACUCGUUACGCCUCGGCCCUGGCGAAGCGCUCGUCCGCGAAGUGUUGAACUCGAACCUCGACGGCUGCUGUCGCCCACUCAAUCUGCGCAUUCAGCAAACCCUUCGCUCACAAGAAGGCAGCGUAACAUCCUACCGUCUCGCCCACCUCGUUCAAUUCUACCGCUCGAUCAUGGCUAAAACCAUCGGCUCGCGCGCUAGCCUCAGCAAGACCCUGGGCGAGCUCUCCGAUUUGGCGGUGAGCGCGUUUGCCGACACGGUCGAGCGGCAGAAGCGCGGGAUCGAGCGGUACGAUGGCGCACCGGAAACGGAUCUCUCGCUCCCGCCGCCGCUCGUUGCGGGAAUCAGCACGGUCAAAGAGCUCAUGGGCGAAUUCUCACGGUCGCUACCUGAAGACGUCCCGCACAGCGAACCACAGCCCCCAACAGAGCCGUCGAAGGUAGCCGCGUCUUUGAGCAACUUCGACUUUGUGCUGAUCAACCUCGUGGACCCGCUGAUCGCGUUGGUAGAACGCAUGGCGGGGGUGCACAUCUCCAAACGGCCCCGCUCGCGCUCCGAAGAGAUGGCGCGGUGGGAAGCGCGUAUCUUCACCUGCAACUGUCUUGAAGCGCUCAGCUCGACUCUCGACAAGCAUCCCUUCGCCUCAUGGAAGGCGGGUCAGCUGCACAGCUCACUCGAGCGCACGCUGGGAGAGCUGACAGAGGAACACGCGGUCAACCUUCUGCAGCGCUCCGGCCUGGCAACUGUUCUCACAGCCAUGAAGGCAAGGAAGGAGGGGACGAAGCUGUCAAGCGUACCUGGAGCGAGGGGUGCAGAGGUGCUGGGGGCGCUGACGACGUUCGAGCAGUGUCUGGCGCAGGAAGAUCUGCUCACGUCAAGGAAUCUGGCAAGGCUGGCUAGCCCAGCGGCUAGACACAGGGUGCAUAUUGCGGGUCUGCAACGCAUGACACAGUCGUAUCGAGACAUCGUGGAGGCCGUACAGGACAGGACGAAUGGGUACGAGGACGGCUUGGUCAAGACGACCCCCGAGCACGUGGGCAUUCUGCUCGGUCUCUAA
Messenger RNA from Kalmanozyma brasiliensis GHG001, 2304 nucleotides. RefSeq names its product Conserved oligomeric Golgi complex subunit 6. Gene Ontology annotation, cellular component: COG complex. Lineage: Eukaryota; Fungi; Basidiomycota; Ustilaginomycetes; Ustilaginales. The transcript has a single exon. Bases 1 to 2304 code for a protein of 767 amino acids. The record is from RefSeq and is a predicted model, not a curated record. Gene Ontology annotation, biological process: intra-Golgi vesicle-mediated transport.